AAUCACCAGGAGUUAAGGCUUGUGUUCACUUAACAACUCCCCUGACGACUGUAGGUGUUUUCGAAACUUAACUUUAAAAACGUAACUUGUUAACUAGAAAAUAGACCGUUUCCGCGCAUGGAAGACAAGCUGGUCACGCGACUCUUUCCUGUCCUUUAUGUCCAACAGAACGCGAGUGAAGCAGAGUGUAUCUUUACCGGGAAUUUUGCGUGCUGUGCCCCGUGAUGCUUGCGAUUUUACCAGUGUGUUUAUGCUGUUGCCUCUUUCUUCAUGCCGUCACCCCGCCGGUCACCGGAGCGGUACGCAACAGGUUGAAUUUUCCCACAAAGUUAAGGAAGUCAGAUGAGAAGGGGGGCACCAUCGCCUUGGAAACAGUGGUCAGGCCUCCUGUUGCCCUCGGUAACGGCUUAAGAGAGCGACACAGCGUCUGGAGGGUCCUCCUGAAGAAAGGACCCCCACUGAGAGGGCCCAGAGAAGUGCCUGUCCAAAAUAGUGUACCCACAGAUGGAGAGGACCUGAUGGAAACCAGGCACAGAGGGUCACGGGUGCGGCGCCAUGUCAUUGUGAGGUCGCGGAGUCAUCGGCAUGGCAACCUGAUGCGUGUGGGGUGUGUUCUGGGCACGUGUCAGGUGCAGAACCUCAGCCACCGUCUGUACCAGCUGAUUGGCCAGACAGGGAGGGAAGAGACCUCCCCCAUCAACCCGCGGAGUCCCCAUAGUUACGGAUGAGGCGCCACGGCAACUAAUCCACAAACCAUAAACUGUUAGCGCAUCUGUCUGUAGUAGGGGAAGAUCAUAUUAUAUUUGUAUAUACAUACUGUAUGUCUACUGUGUGUGAGUAUAUAUGUCUACUGUGUGUGUGUGUGUGUGUGU
Alosa alosa (allis shad) is the source of this 872-nucleotide messenger RNA. It is a transcript of the gene adm2b, whose product is annotated as adrenomedullin 2b. NCBI's taxonomy places the organism in Eukaryota, Metazoa, Chordata, Actinopteri, Clupeiformes, Clupeidae. Gene Ontology annotation, cellular component: extracellular region. Gene Ontology annotation, molecular function: hormone activity. The record is from RefSeq and is a predicted model, not a curated record. The coding region runs from base 225 to 728 and encodes 167 amino acids. Gene Ontology annotation, biological process: adenylate cyclase-activating G protein-coupled receptor signaling pathway; positive regulation of heart rate; regulation of systemic arterial blood pressure. The transcript has 2 exons.